This is a messenger RNA of Gymnodraco acuticeps, 3674 nucleotides long. It is a transcript of the gene tbc1d10c, whose product is annotated as TBC1 domain family, member 10C. The coding region runs from base 90 to 3467 and encodes 1125 amino acids. The record is from RefSeq and is a predicted model, not a curated record. The transcript is spliced from 10 exons. Lineage: Eukaryota; Metazoa; Chordata; Actinopteri; Perciformes; Bathydraconidae.
GGAAGUAUUUUUCCUUCCUUGUCACUUGGAGGAUCUCACACUUCACCUCUUCUACCGAGUGAUAAACAUGACCUAAAUACAAAAGUAAGAUGCUGAGUCCAAAGAGUCAGAAGAACGUCAGUGAAGAGGACAGCUCUGGAUCUGAUGCAGGGUCAGAGGUCGGCCCUGAACCUGAGACUGACCGCUUUGGCUUCAUUCUGACUAAUGGAUCCACAGCUGGGACUGUGGGCCCACCCCCUGAGUUGGUCCGGCAGAGGGAGACCAAGUGGAUAAAUAUCAUCAGCCAAUGGGAUCGCAUCUUGUUGAAGAAGACCAGUAAGGUCAAAGUGCAGUGUCAGAAAGGCAUCCCAGCCUCACUCAGAGCUAAGUGCUGGCCUCUGCUGUGUGGAGCCACUGACAAGAUGAAACAAACCGAAAACCUCUACCAGACCCUGGACUCGCAGCCGGCUCUGCAGAGCUGGGUGGAUGUGAUCGAGAGAGACCUGGACCGACAGUUCCCUUUCCAUGAAAUGUUCCUCUCCAAGGAUGGACACGGGCAGCGUGGUUUGUUCCGGGUGUUGAAAGCCUACACUCAGCACAAACCAGAGGAGGGUUACUGCCAGGCUCAGGGGCCUGUGGCUGCGGUGCUGCUGAUGAACAUGCCUGCUGAGGAGGCCUUCUGGUGUCUGGUGCAGAUCAGUGAUCAGUACCUGCCUGGAUACUACAGCCCUCUGCUGGAGGGAGUCCUGUUUGAUGCGGCCAUGCUGACCUGGGUGUUGAAGAGGACGUGUCCAGCUGCUCACAAACACCUGCAGCACCACGGGGUGGAGCCCCUCAUGUUCGCCACGGACUGGCUGAUGUGUCUCUUUACACGUCACCUGCCCUUCAACACACUGCUCCGAGUCUGGGACCUUUUCUUCUGCCAUGGGGUGCGGGUGCUGCUCCAGGUGGCGGUGGUCCUGGUGCGGCGGGUGCUGGGCCGGGCCGAGCAGAGGAAGCAGUGCCCGGGUCAGAUGGAGACCCUGGAGAGGCUGAGGGGCGUCAGGGAGGAGGUCCAGGAGGAAGAUGAUCCUUUCAUUGCAGAGGUGUGCUCGGUGCAGCUCUCAGCAAGAGAUCUGGAGAAGCAGACGGAGAAGGAGUUGAAAAAGUGGAGGACUGACAGACCCUCAUCCACUUUUGACCCCAGAGGUCGCUGCCAGGGAUACAGGAUGGCGUGGGCGAUUGGGCGACAGAACGAGGAAGAGCGGGACAUGAAAGAGAGAGCGAAAGGAAACCUGUCCGUCCCUCUUGCUCGCUCUGCCUCCACUCUCUCGCUCUCUCCCGCCCUCCUUAGCAAGAGGUGGGGUAGAGGGGCAAAGACGACCACACGUGAAUGGGAAAGUGGGGGCAAAGUUGUGAGGCAUCUCUCAAUGGGAGCAAAGGAGGACUGCAGGAGCUGGGCUGAGCUCAAUUUCAAAAAGGUGCAGGGCGUACAGGAAGAGGAGGACACUGUGUUAGAGGAACCAAACAAACUGACGGGAAGUACUGAACAGAAAAAACUCCCAGAAGAGCCUGAAAAGAUAGAGCAUGUAGAAGAAACAGUCAUAAAAGAACAAGUGGAAAUCACUGAAAAGGAGGAAACACAAAUCAAAGAGACAGAGGAGAGCGAAAUGUUUUCUGAACAGACGGAAGAAACAACAGUGGAAACAGAUCAAACCAAAGAUCAGACUGUUGAAAAUAUUCUUCAUCCAGCUGAACAGAAACAGGGAGAGGAGCUGGACUCUGACAGCCAAUCACAAGUCCUGGAGCAGCAGAGUCAUGAAAGCAAGCAGCUGGAAAUUGAGGUGAUGGAAACAAAUGACGAGACAGAAAAACCAGUGGAAGAAAUCGAACAUGCAGAGGAAAAUCUGACUGAGAUACAGAAAGAUGCUGAUGAAGAUACAAUCACAGAGGAAGAGACGCAAGGAAGUCUGUACCCAGGUGAGGAACAGAUGAUUCAGGCUGACGUGAAACCACAGGAGAGCACAGAAUCUGAGCGCCAGAUGCAGGAGGACACAGAGAUAAAGAGUGAAGAUGAAGCUUCAACAGAAGAGACAGUGACACAACAACAAGAAGUGAUCACAGAGACAGACAUCAGCUCACAGGGAGAUGCACCUGAAGGGAAAUACCACAGCACCGAGACAUUAGCAGAGACACACAAUCAAGAAGAGUCCCACACCCAAACAGAGACACACACUGAAGAACAGGCGCAGAGUCAAGAGGGAAAUGCAGCCACACAGGAAUUAGAGGCUGAAAAGGUACAAAAAGAUUCGGUACAUCACAUAGAUUCAAAGACUGAGGAAGAAACAGUAAUAUCAUGUUCCCCUGAAUGCAUGCAACCAACAGAAGCUGAAACAGACACUGAGGAAGAAAUAGCAGGUACAAACGAAAUAGUGAUGGAGUCAAGUGAAGGAUUGGAGAAAGAGUGUGAUGCAGAAUGUACACAAGAGGAAGAGGAAAGCUGUUUGAUGGCAAACUCAGAGGCGCAGGUUGACAAUGAUCUGACACAAGCAGGAGAAACACAAACAGAGACUACUGACUCUAAAGAACCUUUUGAGGCUGAGGCUCUCACCGUUGAGCCUGAUUGGAAGUUGAAUCCAGAAGAAACGAGUCCCUCAGAGGAACCUGCACCUGAACAGCCAGAGAUCCAGGUCGCUAUGGGCGCUGUGGAGGAGGAAGGAAGUCCAGAAUCUGUCCAUGAACACACUGUAGGAGAGGACGACGUCUUCCUUUCUACUGAACCUAUAGACUCUUCUAAUAUCAAGAGCAUCUCACAAGUCCGCGAUUCUCACCUCGUGAAAGAGCAGACUGAGCCGGGUAAUAGUGGCGGGACAGAAGUCUCGGGGAAUCGCAGCAGCAGGUCUUCUGGGGAUUUGUGCGUCCGCAAGGCGUCGAGCUCUCGAGGUUCCAGGUUAGCCCGAAGGCUCUCUGAAGACCUCUUCAUCAUGCCAGAGAAAACAAGCCAAUCAAAGCGUACUCCUCGUCAACCAGAAGCAAAAGACAGUGCUGCAAACACAACCCAAAAUACUCUGUCUGCAGUGACUGAGAGGGCAGUGGUACAGCCGCUGCCCGACCCCCCUAAACGCUUUGGUCUCUUCCGCAGACUGAGAGGAGAGCAGUCAAAAAAGGCACCCAAACUGCAAGUCCCCAAAAUCUUGAUCCAGGACUUCAGUGAUGGAGCAGGGCUGGAGACACCUGUAGAGGAAGAAGAGGGGGAUCAACUGAGCUCCAGGGAGAGGAGGAGGCGGCGGAGGGAGCAAGAGAGAAGGGAGAAAGACGAGGAGAGGUCGAGGAAGAAGAGAGAGAAGGAGCUGGCGAAGGAGAGAGAGCGAGAGAAGAGGAAACCGCAGACGAGGGGGAAAGGUUUCCAGGUGCAAAGAGAGAAAGAGAGUAGUGAGGUGACGCAACCUGCAAACACUGGAUCACAGACUCAUAGACAUUCUGUUUCUUACGCUGAGUCUUACUUCUGACAAGACAAGACAAGUCCUAACUGGAUCUGGGGGCAAGAUUUCAGACCUUCAGGAACCCUCUUUCUUUUGUGCAGAUCUUUCUUCUACUUGAACCUUUUGACAUGUAAAUAAAUAAUGUAAACAUAGUUCAAAAAUAUGAUUAUUUUAUUUAGAGGAGCUCUUUGUUGCACUUUGAUCACAAAUAAAACAGACAUUGAAUGAAAAAAA